AUGCGGAGACAGAUCCCUCCCGUCUCCUGCCUCGUACUCCUCGCGGCGGCUCUCGCGCUGCUCGCCGCGGCGUCCGCAGCGUCGCCGGCGCCGGCGGCCGUCGCGGUCAACGUGACGGGCGUGCUGUCGGCGUUCCCGGACCUCAGCGUCUUCACGCGGCUGCUGGCGUCCAGCCCCGUGCUGGCGGAGCUCGCGGGGCGGUCGUCGCUGACGCUGCUGGCCGUGCCGAACGGCAACCUCCCGCAGUCGCCGUCGGCGUUCGCGGCCGCGUCGGGCGCCGACCUCGCCGACGUCCUCCGCUACCACGUCCUCCUCGAGUACCUGGCCCCCGCCGACCUCCGCCGCCUUCCCGCCUCCGGGAAGCUCGUGACCACGCUAUUCCAGACCACCGGCCGCGCCCCCGCAGACCUGGGCACCAUCAACGUCACCACCGCGGGCGCCUCCCUCGCCGUCGUCCGCUCGCCGGCGCCGUUCCCGGGCUCGAACGCCACCGUCCUCGGCUCCAUCACCGCGGUGCCGUACAACCUGAGCGUGCUGGCGGUGAGCGGCCUCAUCGUCCCCACCGGGUUCGACCUCGCGGCGUCCCAGUCCCGCCAGCCCGCGGCCGUCAACAUCACCCGCGUCCUCGCCGACGCGCGCGCCUUCAACGUGGCGGCGUCGAUGCUGGAGGCCUCGGGCGUGGCGGCCGAGUUCGAGGACGACGAGCGCGGGGCCGGGAUCACGGUGUUCGCUCCCACCGACGACGCCUUCGCGGGCCUCCCCGCGGGCGACCGCCUGCAGUCGCUCCCCGCCGACCGCAAGGCCGUGGUGCUCCGCUUCCACGUGCUCCACUCCUACUACCCGCUGGGGUCGCUGGAGUCGAUCGUGAACCCCGUGCAGCCCACGCUGGCCACCGAGUUCAGCAACGCCGGCCGCUUCACCCUCAACAUCACCCGCGCCAACGGCUCGGUCGCCAUCGACACGGGCGUCGUGCAGGCGACCAUCACGCGGACCGUCUUCGACCAGAACCCCGUCGCCGUCUUCGCCGUCUCCAAGGUCCUCCUCCCCAAGGAGAUGUUCACCCGCACAGCAGGUGGCGGAGGCGACUCCUCCAUCGUGGCUGCCACCGCCGCCGCGUCCUCGCCCCCGCCAGCCGCGACAGCCCCGGAGGCCUCCGAGAGCGCGCGGACGCCGCCGACAAAGCUCUCCUCCCCGCCCGCGCUCCGCGGCGGCGGGCAGGACUACGACACGGCGUCGGCGCCGGCGCACGGGAUCGGAAUCGGCUGGUGGUGUAUAGCAUUGGUGUACCUACUUCCACAUCUGGUAUGA
Messenger RNA from Miscanthus lutarioriparius, 1308 nucleotides. Lineage: Eukaryota; Viridiplantae; Streptophyta; Magnoliopsida; Poales; Poaceae. The record is from the annotation of a GenBank genome assembly.